Molecule: messenger RNA, 2991 nt
Organism: Paramormyrops kingsleyae
Lineage: Eukaryota; Metazoa; Chordata; Actinopteri; Osteoglossiformes; Mormyridae
Source: RefSeq, a predicted model, not a curated record
GUAUUUAAGGACAGUGGCUCAUAAUCUUACUGUAGCCAGUCCCAUUCUGAGUAAGGACACUGCAGUUGUUCUAUGAAUCUCUCCAACAUAAUAUCCAUGGAUAAAAUUUUAAGUCGCUUUGGACAAUAGCCCUAUGCCACUAAAUGAAAACGUCAAUUGAUCAAUGGCCACUUAAUCAGUAGCCCUUUAAAAGUUAAGUGACUAAAUGGCUUAUUUGAUUAGAGGGUAACUUGUUCUGUUUCUUUUUUGUGGUUCCAAAUGAUCAAUGAAUAAUUCGAUUUAGAUUGCACAAAAUGUCUUUGUAUCCAUAAUAUAUGUAUUUUCAUCACUUUAGCCCUGGGCUGGAAUGCCCAGACAGGCCCACCAGACAUACAUACCCAAGGUACAUUUUUUCAGAUCGGGGGGGCACUAACCAAUUGGCCCACCAGGACAAUGCCGGGUAUGCCAGAUGGCCAGUCCAGGCCUGCUUCAGUUUACGAGUUUCAAAUUCAGUUUAUCAUAUCUUUCGAUAUAAGGUGAAUUUCAAUUAGACAACAUCCCAAUUAAUGGUAAUUAUUAGAGAAUCUACCAGGAGCAAAAACAGUAUGCAGGGCAAGGCAUGGAAAUAUGUGUUUUAGUGUUGGACGCAGGCAGUCAGCGUUCGGGCUGUCCGCGCAUCCCUCGUGUCAAACGCGAAGUCGAUAUAACAUCAUGUCACCUCUAGGCGGCGCCAUAGAGACCAUCUUCGGGGGAAAAAAACAACAGUUCACCUUCUUUUCCUUUUACCCAAAAUGCUCGAGUUACAGUGGCCAUGGAGCGCGUUCGCUGUCAUGCAAUAACACAAUAAUACGGCGAGGGGGAAAAAACUGGGGGCAAGGAAACUUUUAACGGGAAUUUAAGGGUACGCCUUGCGAAACAUGGCUGUGAGAGAAGAAGGAGAUGUUGUGCACAGUAAAAGCAAGCACCACGACGGGAUUGGCAGUGUAAACAGCACAGAAAGCUUCAGGAACGGCUAUGCGAAGGGCUGCGUCACCCCUUUAAAACAAGAUCACCGGAGGGGCUUUUUAUUUAACUUGUGCAGAUUUUGCAAUCCGGAUCUGCUGGGCACCCGAUUGCGGGCUACGGCUCUGUAUCUCGGCGCAUUUGCGGUCCUUGUCGCCUCGCUGCUUAAUUCCCGGAGCUUGCAGAGUGGACUUUGCUUUCUGGAUCUGCGGACUUUGCUGGGCUUUUCGCAAUCCGUCAGUCCCUUGUUCAGCAUCGGCUGCGCGUUUUUCUUCCUGACGUUUUACCUGAGGAGGAAGAAGCAGGAAAGUUGCAGAUGCUGGCUGGCGUCGCUGCCGGCGUCCUGCUUCUUCGGGGAUUUCUUGGUCGUGCAGUUUUUGCAAUGGGGGGACGAUCGGCAAAUGCAAAUGGUGGGCAGGCUGCUCUUCGUCCUGGGCUGCGUCGGUUUGCUGACCCUGAUCCCGGCUCUGAAGCUCAGACACAGUGUCCUCAUCCUGGUCUUCGCCAGCUCCGUGUGGCUGGUUUCCUUCACCAGUCUGGACUCCCUGCCCCCGUCCCUGAGACCCCUCUCGGCGUGCCUCGCAGGGGUUGCCGGCUCCCUCCUGGCUCUCUGCUUCGAGAACUGCUACCCAUGGAGGGACGCCUCUCACAGGAUCCCAAACCUGGAGGAGAAGGUGCCCGUGAUCAGACCCAGACGACGCUCCAGUUGCGUUUCCCUCGGAGAAACGUCCACCAGUUACUAUGGCAGUUGUAAGAUGCCCCGGAGACCUUCGCUGCCCUGUAUUUCCAAAGAGCAGGAGAAAACCACAAACACACACUCACGCGUUGGGUUUGAACCCCCAAUCCUGGAGAUGCGAGUGUUACCCACUGAACCACUGUGUUACCGAAAUAAUCACCACCCCACAUCAGGUGAAUGCUUAAAAAAACAUUCAGUUCAAGAGAACAUUUUAUUCAAUCAUCUGUUGACAAAAGUAGUGGAUUAGAGAAUUUUAUGUAAGUUUUGACUUAUCUAAUUGAUGCGUAGUGUGAAAAUGAAAUGACUACACAGUUUAUAUUUUUGAAAUAUUCUUUAGCGUGAAUAUGAAGUAUGCCAUUUAAUAAUAACUAGCAGCAAUCUGAUUUUUAGAUGUCAGUGUACUUAUCAAAUGGCUGGAUUUAUCAGAUAAGAACCCUCCUUUUUAACUGACGGACUUUUCGCUAUCUAGCAUUCCAUACGUUCGCCUUUAAGGCUUUGGAAAUAAGGGUUUUAAUGUGAAACGACUGUAGGAAUCUGCCCCGAUUUGCAACAGUACCUCUAUUUUCACUUCCUGUUUGUGCUGCUUUCUUGUCAGAUGAAUAUUACAAUGAAAUCAUAGCAUCAUCUUAACUGUCGCUUAAUUCUAGACGUUGGAGGAAUAUUAAGUGAUCUAUAGGAUAAAAUAAGUGUUUGCCUAAUUAAAUGUUAUUUUGAGUUGGUUUAUAUUGGUUUAUAUUAAUAAAUGCAUUCUUGAGAAUUUGUAUUCAUAUAUAGUAUUUUUGGUGUAAGGAAUUAAUUUGAAAUGUCAUUAGGUGUGAUUCAUGUGUCAGUACAAAGCGGUCAGUACACGGGGAACAUGGUGUGCUGUGUGCUGAAAGGCACGCGGGCAGGCUCCUCUUUGGCGUCACAUCACCGAGCCGGUGCUUCUCCCCUUUUCUCCACCUGUCAUUCUGUCCCGCUUCCCCGCCUGCACAGGUGGCGGUCCUGGGCCCGUCUGACUGUACCGCGCUGAUGCUCUUCGUCUGUGUUUUAACGCGCUUGGCUGCCAAAUUAAUGAAUGUAAACGUAAAUCCUGUUUCUCUGUAGGCAUUUUCUCGGCUUACCGAGGAUGUAAGUAGCUUAUGUUGUCAUAGAGAGGAAGGUAUGUGUUUUUAAGGAGAUAGUUGGAUGGAGAGGGUAUUGUGCGGUCGUGUGUUUUUUUUUGGUUUGUGCUAAGCGGCGUCCUGCGCGGUCCAAACCUGGAACGAAACGGAAGCAGAAGAACACAGGCAGAA